This is a messenger RNA of Anthonomus grandis grandis, 1591 nucleotides long. Its product is annotated as antichymotrypsin-2-like. The transcript is spliced from 10 exons. Gene Ontology annotation, molecular function: serine-type endopeptidase inhibitor activity. The coding region runs from base 173 to 1366 and encodes 397 amino acids. The record is from RefSeq and is a predicted model, not a curated record. NCBI's taxonomy places the organism in Eukaryota, Metazoa, Arthropoda, Insecta, Coleoptera, Curculionidae.
ACCUUCACCUCUAAUUGACGAUAAAGAAGUUAUUUAAGUGUUGUUUUAUACCGGACGAGUUUAGGAAUUCCACUUUGUUGGUUGUGAUAUCGACCGCUGCAGUCAGGUUUGUUCUUUGUUGAACGUUUGUGGUUUUUAGAAUUGCUCCGAUUGCCCCAGGAAGAUUUCCAAAAUGAGGUUGGCAGCCCUAAUUUCCGUUAUGGUCGUGACCACACUGGCUUACUCCACUGAUUUUUCAACCACUGAGACCGUAAUAACUGAGGAAGGAGCUCUUGAGAACUUCGUGAAGGGCAAUUUGCAGUUUACGGCCAAGCUGUAUAAUGAAGUCUUAAGAGAAAACCCAAACAAAAACUUCAUCUUCAGCCCAUUCUCGAUCGAAGUCAUCUUAGCCCUCACAAGGGCCGGCGCCAAGGGCUUGACAGCCAACGAAUUCUCUUCGGCCCUUAACUUCCCCAGCGAAAAAGAAACAGAAAUGGCUCUAAAAAAAUAUUUACCAACCCUUAAAUCAACCGAUGAGGGUGUAAAGCUGCUUUCGGCCAACAAAUUGUAUUUAGGAAAGCAGUUUAAGAUCUUGGAUUCAUUUAAGAGUCUCGCAGUGAACACUUUUAAUGCUGAUAUUGAGAAUGUUGAUUUCGCUCAGGGGGCUGAGGCAGCUGAAAAGAUCAAUAAUUGGGUAGAGAACCAGACCAAUAAUAAAAUCAAAGAUCUCAUUUCACCUGAUGCCAUAAAUGUACUCACUAGGCUGAUAUUGGUGAACGCAUUGUACUUUAGUGGUAAGUGGGCCUUCCCCUUUGAAAAGGACACCCGCAAAGAAAAGUUUUACUUAUCCAACACCAAGUCCAAGGAAGUCGAUAUGAUGUAUAUUGAAGAAUCUUUUAGGUACCAUGAAAACCGUAAACUGAACGCAAAAUUCUUAGAAUUGCCUUAUGAAGCCGAAAAUGUGUCGAUGAUUGUGGUGUUGCCCAACGAGAGGGAAGGUCUGGCUUCCCUAGAGGCGAACCUCGAAGAGGUUUUGAGGCCUCAGCCCUUGGACUGGCAACGGGUUUACGUGAAAAUGCCCAGCUUCUUGGUGGAGAGCGAGUUAAAGUUAAAACCGAUUUUGCAAAGAUUGGGUGUGAGAACUGCCUUCUCGGAUUACGCCGAUCUGAGCGGCAUAUCAGCCGAAGCCCUUAAGAUCGACGACGUUUUUCAAAAGGCGUUUAUAAACGUCACGACGGCGGGAACGGAAGCAGCAGCGGCUACUUUCGUAAUAACAACCGAUAGGAUUUCAACGGAAAUACCCGAAAACUUUCACGCGGAUCAUCCAUUUUACUUUUUCAUUAAGGCUCACGAUUCCGUAGUUUUCAUUGGACGAUUUUCUCAGUAGAUUUACAAUGUGGAAUCAUCUUAGUUCAUAUUGUGCCGGAGUCUCUUCCACUGCCCAGCGAGUAUUUGUUCGAGGCAAACCAUCCCUUUUUCUACUACAUCACGUUUAAUAAUGUCGUCAUAUUGGCUGGACGGACUUCGGCAGAAUAAGGGAAUAAGAAUAGUUAUUCAUAAUUUUACAUUUUUCUUAAUGUGCAUUUUAAUAAAAUAAACAAGUAUUUUAGAA